AUGCACAGUCGCCACAACAGCCUGGACACGGUCAACACAGUCUUGGUCGAAGACCCCGAUAUCCUGGAUUGCUCCGGCCAGUGCGCUAAACUACCCGAGCUCGAGGACGUGCCAUGGAGCCUCGGGGAAGUAGAGAGCGCACUGAACAAGGACGAAGAGUUGAGGCUGGGGGUCGUGUCACAGGAGAUCCUGGCUAGGCUCUCGGUCCUCAUAAGCCGCGCACUUGUGAGGGUCGCCAAGGAAGCGCAGCGCCUGAGUUUGCGCUAUGCCAAAUGCACCAAAUAUGAGAUUCAAAGUGCCAUAAAGGUUGUCAUGUCUUGGACAGUCUCGGUGAACUGCAUCACCGCCGCACUCAGUGCCUUGUCUAUGUACAACAUGAGCACCGAGGACAAGUUCAGCCGCGGAAAGUCACUCAGAUGCGGACUCAUUUUCAACGUGGGGAAGUUCUUCAGGUGGAUGGUGGACAGCCGAGUUGCGGUGAGGAUCCACGAGCACGCUGCCAUCUACCUGACAGCGUGCAUGGAGAGUCUUUUCCGAGAGGUGUACGCACGCGCACUGCGCAGCGCGCUCGUGGAGAAAGAUAAUGGGAUCCCUAAGUUCACUGUUGAGUCCCUCGAACAGGCCAUCAACAACGAUUCGGAGUUAUGGGGGUUCCUGCAGCAGUAUCAAUACCUCAUUUGUGGGAAGAAUGCAAGUGGUGUGCUCAGCCUACCAGAGAGCCUGACUCUGCAUCGGGACCAGCAGCGGUCAGGGAAAAGUGGGGAGGGCCACUCCUACAGUCAGUCGGAGCUGCGCUCCAUAGAGCAGUGCCUGCUAGCCACACGGGUGGGCAGCAUCUCAGAACUCAGUGACCUGGUCUCCCGGGCCAUGCACCACCUCCAGCCGCUGCAUGUGAAGAACCAUAGCAACGGGACGCCCAUCCACCAGAAGAGUAGCCCAGUACACUGGGAGCCUGAGGCGCUCUACACUCUCUGCUACUUCAUGCACUGUCCCCAGGUGGAAUGGGAGAACCCCAACGUAGAACCCUCUAAGGUUACCCUGCAGACAGAGAGGCCGUUCCUGGUUCUACCUCCUCUAAUGGAGUGGCUCAGGGUGUCGGUGGCCCACGCAGAGCACCGCCGUAGCUUCUCAGUGGACAGUGACGACGUCCGGCAGGCCGCCAGGCUGCUGCUGCCAGGGGUGGACUGUGAACCACGCCAGCUCAAGACAGAUGACUUCUGUGCGUCCCGGAAGUUGGAUGCAGCAUCCACAGAGGCUAAGUUCCUCCAGGACCUGGGAUUCCGUAUGCUCAACUGUGGCCGGACCGACCUGGUCAAACAGGCUGUCAAUUUGCUGGGGCCUGACGGCAUCAACAGCAUGAGUGAACAGGGAAUGACCCCUCUGAUGUACUCCUGUGUGAGAGGGGAUGAAGCAAUGGUCCAGAUGCUGCUGGACGCUGGAGCCGACAUCAACAGUGAGGUGCCAAACACAGUGCACAAGUACCCCUCAGUCAACCCCGAAACGCGCCUGGGAACACCACUCACUUUCGCCGUGUUACACGGACAUGUCCCUGUCGUGCAGCUGCUCCUGGAUGCCCGGGCCAACGUAGAGGGCUCCCUACAGGACGGUAUGGAGAACUACACAGAGACCCCGCUACAGCUUGCCUCCGCUGCAGGUAACUUUGAGCUGGUCAGUUUGCUGUUGGAGAGAGGAGCAGACCCCAUGGUGGGAACAGUGUAUCGUAACGGUAUCUCUACUGCCCCUCAUGGAGACAUGAACUCCUACAGUCUAGCAGCAGCACAUGGACACAGGAACGUGUUCCGCAAGCUGCUGUCCCAGACGGAGAAGGGGAAAGGGGACGUGCUGUCCCUGGAGGAGAUCCUUGCCGAGGGGACAGAGGAAGAAAGGGGCCUGGAGGAGAGGAACCCCUCCCAGCUGGACCUGGUCCGGACAGGCAAGGCCAAGCUCAAGGCCCUGAGAGAGGCCAUGUACCACAGCUCUGAACACGGACAUGUGGAUAUCACCAUCGACAUACGCAGCCUGGGGGUCCCCUGGACACUGCACACCUGGCUGGAGUCUCUGCGGACGUGUUUCCUGCAACAUCGGAGACCACUGAUCCAGGGCCUGCUCAAGGAGUUCAGCUGUAUUGAGGAGGAGGAGUACACACAGGAGCUCAUCACCCACGGCCUGCCACUCUUGUUUCAGAUCCUACGAGCCAGCAAGAAUGAGGUGAUCAGCCAGCAGCUGUCUCUGAUCUUCACCCAGUGCUACGGGCCGUACCCCAUCCCCAAACUCUCCGAGAUCAAGAGGAAACAGACCUCACGCCUGGAUCCUCAUUUCCUAAACAACAAGGAGAUGUCAGAUGUGACCUUCUUGGUGGAGGGGAAGCCAUUCUACGCCCACAAAGUCCUGCUCUUCACCGCCUCUGGCAGGUUUAAGUCUCUACUGGCGAACAGACCAGCUGCUGAAAACACAUGUAUUGAAAUCAGCCACGUCAAAUACAACAUAUUCCUGCUGGUGAUGCAAUACCUCUACUGUGGUGGGACGGAGCAUCUGCACAUCAGAAACACAGAGGUUAUGGAGCUGCUGUCAGCGGCCAAGUUCUUCCAGCUGGAGGCGCUGCAGAGGCACUGUGAGAUCAUCUGCUCUAAGAACAUCAACACAGAAACCUGUGUGGAGAUCUACAGCCACACCAAGUUCCUGGAUGUCCCAGAUUUGGCUGUCUACAUCGAGGGCUACUUCCUGAAAAACAUGGUGGUGCUGAUUGAGCUGGAGCCCUUCAAAACAUUGCUGUACGACACGCCUCCAGACAGUCCCGCCACCGACGUACUGCUGGACCUGGAGAAGACCCUGGGCAUCCGCAUCCAGUCCAUCCACCUGUCCUCCUCCAAGGGCUCCAUUGUCUGAUUGGUUGAUUUAUUGAGCUGCUAAUGGGACUGGAACUGUCUGUCUGUCCCCAUUGACCCCAGUUCAACACAUAGCUGUACUGAACCACACUCGACAGUGACACUUUUAAAUUGCUUGCUGUGCUAACACGCCAUUGCCAUUCUCCUGCAGCCUACUGAGCUUUGGGCCGAGCACUUAGGCAAAUGGACAGCUCUGGAACCCCAGAAAUUGUGAAAAGGAGAUUUUCAUAGGGCUGAAGUAAAGCUGACUCAUCACAGCAAUAGUGGGACUAUAUCGCUGAGAUGCAGUGAGGAAUGUGUGUGUGUGUGUGUGUGUGUGUGUGUGUGUGUGUGUGUGUGUGUGUGUGUGUGUGUGUGUGUGUGUGUGUGUGUGUGUGUGUGUGUGUGUGUGUGUGUGUGUGUGUCUGGGAUCAUUCGUAAAGCCCCAGUCAACAUUACUUCGCUCCUUGACAUUAGUCUCCAGACUGCAGUCAGACCUGCCAUUGUCCAUAUGUCUACUGGACAGAAUCAUUGUUGGUACUUUUCUCAGCAUGGUUCUGCAAUCCUACAUAGCUUUAUAGUCUAUUUAUAACUGGGCCUAGCCAAACUUAACAUAAGAGCAGACCUGAGUUCAAUAUUAUUUGAAAUAAAAUACUUUUAGCAUUUGCUCUAGUCUGCCCGGGGUGUCAGAUUGGUGCAGUUUGCACUUUUGUGACUAUUCUAUUGGUUCCAUUGUGCCAAGCAAGCUCAAUCACGCCUAGAUAAAGUAUUUAACAUGAUUUCGAAUAGUAUUUGAACCCUGGUCUGCUACAUGUAAGAGUGAUAUGUGGAUAUACUGUAUGUCAUGUGGUAGUAUGUUUUAAGGGACUCAUGCAAAGGAGAGAGGCAUUGGGAAAUUCUUCAAGCUACGUUUGGGAAGCUGGAGAACAGAAAACACAUUUCCUUCCUUCAUCCUCUGUUAGAACUGUGUAAAUAUUGUGAAUAAAACACAGAGCUAUGGCUCCUCUUGUAAGUUAAUGUAUAUAUCCUACAGAUGUUUCUUCUUCUCAUGCGUCUACUCAUUGGAUAUGGCUUUAUAAAAUGCUGUUCUUUUCAAUGUGUUAUCGUUCUGUAUGUUUCAAGUUGCAUGUCAUGAGAAUGACUGUUUUGCUUGUGUUCAGUUUGGUUUAAGAGUGGCAUGAGACUUUAAGAGAGGAAGCAGGAACGGUAGAGGAGCGAUAUUGUCAGCAUGUGUCUCUAAAUGUGUAGACGUGUACUGGUGUCUUCAUUUCAGGAGAGAACGGCUAUGGGCCUGUAUUCAAAAAGCGUCUCUGAGUGGGAGUGCUGAUCUAGAAUCAGGUUCCCAUGUCUAUAAUCACAUUCAUUAUGAUCUAAAAGGAUAAAACUGAUCCAGCACGCCUACUCUGAGACACUUUAUGGAUAGGGGCCUAGUUCAAAAGAUGAUCAGGGUCUAUCCUAAACCGGAGAAGCGUCAUCUGUUGUGUUUUCCAGACAUUGUGAAACUACAUGUAAGUGUGACUUAAUAUCCGUUUCCUCCAUAAAGAUUAAUAUAAAGAAUGAUAU
This is a messenger RNA of Salvelinus namaycush (lake trout), 4427 nucleotides long. Its product is annotated as ankyrin repeat and BTB/POZ domain-containing protein BTBD11-B-like. Gene Ontology annotation, molecular function: protein heterodimerization activity. The record is from RefSeq and is a predicted model, not a curated record. NCBI's taxonomy places the organism in Eukaryota, Metazoa, Chordata, Actinopteri, Salmoniformes, Salmonidae. The transcript has 17 exons. Bases 1 to 2886 code for a protein of 961 amino acids.